Molecule: messenger RNA, 2133 nt
Organism: Colossoma macropomum (tambaqui)
Lineage: Eukaryota; Metazoa; Chordata; Actinopteri; Characiformes; Serrasalmidae
Gene: susd5
Product: sushi domain containing 5
Exons: 5
Coding region: 1-2133 (710 amino acids)
Biological process (GO): cell adhesion; Notch signaling pathway
Molecular function (GO): hyaluronic acid binding
Source: RefSeq, a predicted model, not a curated record
AUGGGACUCCUGAGUGGUCGAGCGCUCGCGCUCCUUCCUUUCCUGCUCGCACUCCUGGCGUGGUUCAGCGCGGGAUUCGCGGGCGCGGACGGCCGUGUCUUCCUGCUGGAGUUGCGGAACGGUUCAGAUGCAAGCUUUGAGGCAGCUUCACAUGCAUGCGAGGUUCAGGGUGCGCGGGUGGCAUCAGGAAUGGAGCUCCAUCAUGCCGUGGUGGAGUGUGCCUUCUCCGCCUGCACAAGAGGCUGGCUUACUGGCCCCAGCAUCGGGAUCACAGUGUGCAGGAGCGUGGCUGGGAACUUACGGGCUGUGGACAUGCGUGUGGAGAAUGUGACUGAGACAUCUGAGCAACUGGCUACAUUCUGUGUAAAAGAUACAGGGGCUCCAUGUGGAGCACCACCAUCAUUCCCUAACACACACCUGCAGGGACAGACAGGACUGGAGCUGGGUGAUGAGCUUCUGUACGCCUGUAACCCAGGAUACACUCUGCCUAAUGGAGAGUCAGCCUUCAGCCUGCUGUGUGACAGCUGUGGAGAGUGGUAUGGCCUGGUGCAGCUCUGCGUCAAAGAUGAUGCUGAGGCCUUCAUCGACUAUGAAGACAAGCUCCCAGAUGACCAUCAUCUGUAUGAGGGCCUGGAGGAGGUGCAUCGUGUGAGUCUGGUGCCUGAGAUCACUGACAAUGAAGAAGAGGAAGAGUCUACGCCUGAGCCCGAGCAAGACGAGCACGUAAUGGUAGAGGAAGAGGAUGUCACUGAUGAGGAAGACCCUGCGGUGUCUGUAACAGAGCCUCCAGUGUCCCAGCUCAGCCAGAAACACAUGUUCUGGUUCCCUUCAGAGGCUUUCGAGGAGGAAGAGCAUCCCUUCACCACCACAGAAACACCCAUUAAAGCUCCCACCCAUGAUGAGAACUACAUCAUAGCCAAAACAGAUGACAGGCAGCCAGAGACUGAGAUAACCACAGAAGAAAAUGAUGGAGAACACCUAACUCCACCUCCGACUGACAAGCCUGUUGGUCACAGUGUGAGCAGCACGGAGGAAUCAUGGCUGGAUGGAUACCCUGUUCCACAAGAGGAGGAGAAAGCAGGUGCAGGGUCUACAGAUGAGGCAGGACCAGGAGUGGAUGCUGAGAGUGAUGAUUCAAAGGUGGAGGGGUUUAAAACUGUGACACACAGUCCUGAAGAGGCAGGUGUGGGAGGAGUUAUCCACGGCCAACAGGAGAAAGGACCUGAAGGUACAUCUGAGACAUUUGAAGAGCAGGACAUUGGGAGAGGUACUGAUCGUCAAGAGGAAGAAGAGACUGAGGGUGUGACUGAAGGUACUGAAGGGAAGGCUUAUGGGGGAGUGUUUCCCAGCUAUGAGGAAGGUUAUCAAGGAGUUACUGAUGUGCCUAAAGGAAAGAUAUCUGAUGGAGUCACAGAGCUGUCAGAAGAAUUAGUUACAGAGGAACCUAGAAUAGAGGAGAUGGAAGGAGAGGCCAAGGGACCAGCUGAGGUGGAAUCCAAGGAUGUGAUCGACAGAUCUAAAGAGAUCUUUCAUGGUGUAACUGACAGGGCAAAUGAUGUGGAGAUGAGCCCUACUUCUUUCACCGGCUUCACUCAGAUCACAGCUGGCAUAGAUGACAUGACCUUCAACAAAAGACCAAUGCCCUACACGCCCAGCUCUUCCCCUGAGAAUGUCAGUACCAGCCAAGAAAGAAUGGGUUUUGAACACACGGUCACACCUUCAGGCAUGGCACCUCUGGACACCACACCUACUCAAGAGAUACACAUUGUCAGCAAUGUGGUCACGCCCACAAUCAGUGUCUCUUGGGAAACGAAAGACUUUGGCCAUUUCCUGGAACAGAUUCCCACCAAAGAGGGUGAUAUCUCGGUUGAAAGCCACGACAAUCAGAGUGCGAUGGAAGGAGACACGGAUCAACAGGAAAAAGCAGAGGAUGGAGCUUGUGGGGUAGGCCCUUGCCAAGUAGCUGGUCGUGGGCCAACCAUCGCAGCCGUUAUCGUUGGAUUAGUAGCAGCUGUUGUUGGUGUGGCCUUAGGUGUGUGGUGUUACAAAAGGAGGCAGCAGAAGAGCUCUCACUAUCAGCUCAAUGGAACUAACAGACAAACGCAAUGUAUCGAGCUCCAGCAGACUGUGUAA